CUGGGUGGCGAGUUGUGGACAAUAUUGCGUGAUCGUUGUAAGUUCGAUGAUGCCACCACACGCUUCUACACCGCCUGCGUGGUGGAGGCUUUCCAAUAUCUGCACUCACGCAACAUAAUCUAUCGUGAUUUGAAACCGGAAAAUCUGUUGCUCGACGAGAAGGGCUAUGUUAAGUUGGUGGAUUUUGGUUUUGCUAAGAAAUUACAGUCGGGCCGCAAGACGUGGACCUUCUGCGGUACGCCAGAGUAUGUAGCGCCUGAGGUGAUAUUGAAUCGGGGACAUGAUAUUAGCGCUGACUAUUGGUCACUGGGUGUGCUGAUGUUUGAGCUGCUGACCGGCACGCCACCAUUCACCGGUUCGGAUCCAAUGCGUACCUACAACAUUAUCUUGAAGGGUAUUGAUGCCAUCGAAUUUCCGCGCGAUAUUACACGCAACGCCAGCAACCUAAUUAAGAAACUGUGCCGCGAUAAUCCAGCUGAGCGUUUGGGCUAUCAGCGUGGUGGCAUCAGUGAAAUACAGAAGCAUCGGUAAGUGGUGGUGUUGGCUGCAAAUGUUUUUGUUAUUUUUUUUUUAUUAUUAUUGCUGAUUCCAUAAAGUCGAGCAAUAUGUAUUGGGGUGUUAGCUGAGCAGGUGAAGACGUGUACGUCGGGGUCGAGUUUCGAUAAAUAUGGGUCCAGUCGCCUGCAGUAACCAGACGUUAAUUGGGUCAGGUGGUGAUGGACUCUCUGUGAAUAUCGUUUAUGGCUUAUCCACACUUCGUCACGUUUAAUGGUUGAGUCGCUUCAACCCUCCAAUUUGUUUAGGCUCUGUUAUUCCUAAAUAAAGCCAUAGGCUAAAAAGCUCGCAGACGCAAGUUUAAGAUAAAACAGUGAUCGAGUAAAUUUCUUGCUCAUACGAAUACCCUUAGAAGAAAAUAUUUAAUAGUGAACAAACUAGGCUUAGGUGACUAUGAGGGCAAUUCUGGCAACUAUCUUGAAAGCUCUUUUCUUUCGUCAAUUUUAUUGUGGCGUAUUAAUAUUUCCUGCAAUAGUGUUAUUGAGCUUUGAACAACGAUUUUGUUGCUGCCUUUGUACAGGGUUCGUUCCCUGCUGAAGUCUUGAAAAAGAAGUCUGAUACUGGCCUAUAAGGAGAAAUGGUGAUCUCCGACAUAGCUACAUAGCUACAACUUCUACCACUUAGACUUUGUUACUUUUCCAUUUUCCCUGAAAACAAAAUCAUGGUGCAAAGCUCCAUAACACUAUUGAAAGCUCUUUUCUUUCUUACGAAAGACUAAUUGACAGAUCUGCCAACGAGAAAGACUUAAUAAUGAAUAAGUUUUCUAAAAAUCUAAUUAAAUAAAAAAAUAUACCUUUAUAUUUUCCUUUUUAAAUCAAUAC
Molecule: messenger RNA, 1376 nt
Organism: Rhagoletis pomonella (apple maggot)
Lineage: Eukaryota; Metazoa; Arthropoda; Insecta; Diptera; Tephritidae
Product: cGMP-dependent protein kinase, isozyme 2 forms cD5/T2-like
Exons: 2
Biological process (GO): protein phosphorylation
Molecular function (GO): ATP binding; protein kinase activity
Source: RefSeq, a predicted model, not a curated record